AUGUACUUUCAUAAUGUCCUUAGUCCAUCUCACAUCCAAUAAGAAAACCACAAUAAAUUGCAUGUAAGUUCCGUAGAAGCAAAAAAGAGCAAUACUGAUAAACUGCAGAUAGGUAUCCCUGCAAAUGACCCUAUAAACUACUCACAUACACUAGCUGUGUCAAAGCAGCUAUAAACCCUUAACAUUAAGACCCCUUAGACGAAUUCAAUUUACUUCCCUGAGCUGGCUUAAGAAUAGCGCAAGUCUUAAAGUAUCCUGAAGCGUAGACCGUUCGACCUAGAGCGUAAAAUAAAAAUUAAAGAUCUCAAAAUUAUUUAAGACUCUAGUAAUAUCCUUAAAGUUGAGAUAAAAAAAGACUUAGAAAAUCUCAAUGAGAAAAAGAAUAAAGAAACUCCCAGUAACAUCUAAAACAUUAAUAAUAUUAAUAGUAAUUAUGGCAAUAAUAAUAAUAAUUUCUAGUUAUCCCUAUCAAAGUCGAGCAAGCAACUUCUCCCAUCAUUGGAUAUUAAAAAAGCUAAGCAAAAACCCAAAAAGGAGUCCUAGGUACAAUCAGAAUCUGAAGCCAAAUCUCCUUAGCCUGAAGAAUCAGAAAAGUAGAGCGCUAAAAACUUAUUAAGCCUUGCCUAUGCCUCAUAGAAGGGUUAAUCCUCAAUAAUUAACAAAGUAAAUUAAGACAGAUUGGUUAUCAGAAAGAAGCUAUGCGGCAUAGAUAAUUUGUACUUGAUAGCAGUAGCAGACGGGCAUGGGAUUAAUGGACACUUGGUGUCUAAGCAUAUUAAGAAGAUACUGGCUUAGGUUGUGGAAUUCGAAGAUAAGAGAUUAGUUUAGUAGAGAUUUUCUGAAAAAUUGCUUUCCAGCAUAUUUGGACUGGCUGAGGAAGAUAGGCAAGUGUUCUAGACACUGGUAAAGCAGCUUCUUUCCAAGGUGUUUAACAAUGUGAACAAGUAAAUUGAAAGUCAAAAGUCAUUUGAUAUUUAAAUGAGUGGGAGUACUCUAGUUGUCGCUAUUGUUAGUCCGUAAUUUAUAAUCACAGGCAAUUGUGGAGAUUCUCGAUGCAUAGUGAUAAACAUUGAUGGGUCAAUAGCAAUUUAGACAUCCGAUCACAAGCCAAACAGGCCCGAUGAAAAACAGAGAAUUGAGCAUCAGUAUAGAGGAAGAGUCCGUCGACAGGGAGAACUUAACCCUUUAUAUAGAGGUCAUACUGAUCUAAAUGAACAGCCAUACAGAGUCUGGGCUAAAGACUUAGACAUGCCUGGUCUAGCUAUGUCCAGGUCAAUAGGAGAUCAAAUGGCUAAGAACCUUGGAGUGAUAGCUGAACCUGAAGUACAAAUUUACGAGUACAGUCCAGAUUAGCAACCCUAUGCCAUAGCUUUGGCCUCAGAUGGUAUUUGGGAUGUGAUAGAAUCCAAAGACUUUUCUGAUAUGAUGCAUAAGAUUUAGAUUGAAGGUGCUGGCGAGUAAGAACCACAGUCGAAGUAAUCUGAGAUAGGAUGCAAAGACUACGUAAACUAAAUUGUAAAGAAUGCGCAUUAAAUGUGGGUUGAUGAGGGCUAGCCAUAGACACCUGCUGCCAAGAAAGUCACACCUGAAGUAGAUGACAUCACUCUUGUCUUAGGAAUAUUUAAAAGAAAUUUCCACAAUUAACAAUGA
Molecule: messenger RNA, 1650 nt
Organism: Stylonychia lemnae
Lineage: Eukaryota; Ciliophora; Spirotrichea; Sporadotrichida; Oxytrichidae
Source: the annotation of a GenBank genome assembly